Messenger RNA from Poecile atricapillus (Black-capped chickadee), 5783 nucleotides. RefSeq names its product liprin-alpha-2. Gene Ontology annotation, biological process: synapse organization. The record is from RefSeq and is a predicted model, not a curated record. Gene Ontology annotation, molecular function: protein binding. Gene Ontology annotation, cellular component: presynaptic active zone. The transcript has 30 exons. NCBI's taxonomy places the organism in Eukaryota, Metazoa, Chordata, Aves, Passeriformes, Paridae. Bases 131 to 3832 code for a protein of 1233 amino acids.
CCUGUGUCACCAUUGCUAGGAAGAUGGUCCAGGAGCGCUCGGCUGUGUGAGUCCCCGCUCGAAGCCGGUGGAGACUGCGGUUGUUAUUGAUCAAGUGAAAUAGCAGACGCCGAAAUAAAAGAUACUAGAAAUGAUGUGUGAAGUGAUGCCAACGAUAAAUGAGGACACCCCGAUGAGUCAACGGGGGUCCCAAAGCAGUGGCUCGGACUCGGAUUCUCAUUUUGAGCAGCUGAUGGUGAACAUGCUGGAUGAAAGGGAUCGUCUCCUUGAUACCCUUCGGGAGACACAGGAAAGCUUGUCACUUGCACAGCAACGCCUACAGGAUGUCAUCUACGACAGAGAUUCCCUCCAGCGACAGCUGAACUCAGCACUGCCUCAGGAAUUUGCUGCACUGACAAAAGAAUUAAAUGCAUGCAGGGAACAGCUGCUUGAAAAAGAGGAAGAGAUUUCAGAACUAAAAGCUGAAAGAAACAACACAAGACUGUUACUGGAGCAUUUGGAGUGCCUUGUCUCGAGACACGAAAGGUCCCUGAGGAUGACAGUGGUGAAACGGCAAGCACAGUCUCCCUCAGGGGUUUCCAGUGAAGUUGAGGUCCUCAAAGCUCUGAAAUCUCUGUUUGAGCACCACAAGGCUUUGGAUGAAAAGGUAAGGGAACGACUGAGGGUUUCUUUAGAAAGAGUCUCUGCACUGGAAGAAGAACUAGCUGCUGCUAACCAGGAGAUUGUAGCUUUGCGUGAACAAAAUGCACACAUUCAAAGGAAAAUGGCAGCUGGGGAAGGGUCUGCUGAAUCAGAGCAUAUUGAAGGAAUGGAGCCAGGGCAAAAGGUUCAUGAAAAGCGCCUAUCAAAUGGCUCAAUAGACUCAAAUGACGAAGCCAGUCAAGUUGUUGAACUUCAGGAGCUAUUGGAAAAGCAAAACUAUGAAAUGGCACAGAUGAAGGAGCGUUUGGCUGCACUGUCUUCUCGGGUGGGAGAGGUAGAGCAGGAAGCAGAGACUACGAGAAAGGAGCUCAUUAAAACAGAGGAAAUGAACAGUAAAUAUCAGAGAGACAUUAGAGAGGCAAUGGCACAAAAGGAAGAUAUGGAGGAAAGAAUUACUACGCUGGAGAAGCGCUACCUCAGUGCUCAGAGAGAAUCCACCUCCAUCCAUGACAUGAAUGAUAAGCUAGAAAAUGAACUGGCAAACAAGGAAGCCAUCCUGCGUCAGUUGGAAGACAAAAACAGACAGCUGCAAGAGCGCCUUGAGCUGGCUGAGCAGAAGCUGCAGCAGACGAUGAGGAAAGCUGAAACCCUACCUGAAGUGGAGGCUGAACUGGCUCAGAGAAUUGCAGCUUUGACUAAGGCAGAAGAAAGGCAUGGAAACAUUGAGGAACGUAUGAGACACUUAGAAGCUCAACUUGAAGAGAAGAAUCAGGAACUUCAAAGAGCAAGGCAAAGAGAAAAAAUGAAUGAGGAGCACAACAAAAGAUUAUCGGAUACUGUAGACAGACUUUUGACAGAAUCCAAUGAGCGUCUGCAACUACACUUAAAAGAGAGAAUGGCAGCACUCGAAGAAAAGAAUGUUUUGAUUCAAGAAUCUGAAAGUUUCAGGAAAAAUCUAGAAGAGUCCUUACAUGAUAAGGAAAGGCUUGCUGAAGAAAUUGAGAAGCUGCGGUCUGAACUGGAUCAAAUGAAACUGAGGGCUGGUUCUUUAAUUGAACCCACCUUGUCAAGACCUCAUCUGGACACAUCAACAGAGCUGAGGUACUCAGUGGGCUCACUAGUUGAUAGUCAGUCUGACUAUCGGUCAACUAAAGUGAUAAGGCGACCUAGAAGAGGCCGGAUGGGAGUACGCAGAGAUGAACCAAAGGUAAAAUCACUUGGUGAUCAUGAGUGGAAUAGGACGCAGCAGAUGGGUGUUCUGAGCAGUCAUCCGUUUGAGAGCGACACGGAGAUGUCGGACAUCGAUGAUGAUGAUAGAGAAACACUGUUCAGCUCCAUGGACCUGCUGUCACCAAGCGGCCAUUCCGAUGCCCAGACUCUGGCCAUGAUGCUUCAGGAGCAGCUAGAUGCAAUCAAUAAAGAAAUCAGGCUAAUCCAAGAAGAGAAAGAGUCGACAGAAUUGCGUGCUGAAGAGAUAGAGAACAGAGUGGCUAGUGUGAGUCUGGAAGGCUUAAAUCUAGCCAGAGUCCACCAAGGUACCUCCAUUACUGGCUCAGUGACAGCAUCAUCACUUGCAAGCUCAUCUCCUCCCAGUGGACACUCGACUCCCAAACUCACCCCUCGCAGUCCAGCCAGGGAGAUGGACAGAAUGGGGGUUAUGACGCUGCCAAGCGACCUAAGGAAGCAUCGGAGAAAGAUUGCAGUAGUUGAAGAAGAUGGGCGUGAAGAUAAAGCCACAAUCAAAUGUGAAACUUCUCCUCCUCCAACACCCAGAGCUAUCAGGAUGACUCAUACCCUUCCUUCUUCAUACCACAAUGAUGCCAGAAGUAGUUUGCCUGCUUCACUGGAGCCAGAAAGCAUUGGUCUUGGCAGUGUCAGCAGCAGUCAGGACUCCCUGCACAAAGCUCCCAAAAAGAAAGGAAUCAAGUCUUCAAUAGGACGAUUGUUCGGUAAAAAAGAGAAGGCUCGACUUGGACAGCUCAGAGGUUACAUGGAAACGGAGGCAGCAGCUCAGGAAUCUCUGGGAUUAGGCAAACUCGGAACACAAGCAGAAAAGGACAGAAGACUAAAGAAAAAACAUGAACUUCUGGAAGAGGCUCGGAGAAAAGGUUUGCCUUUUGCACAGUGGGAUGGACCAACCGUGGUUGCCUGGCUGGAGCUCUGGCUAGGGAUGCCAGCCUGGUAUGUCGCUGCCUGCCGUGCCAAUGUGAAGAGUGGAGCUAUCAUGUCUGCCUUGUCUGAUACUGAGAUUCAAAGAGAAAUUGGAAUCAGCAAUCCCCUUCAUCGCCUAAAACUCCGGCUAGCAAUCCAGGAGAUGGUAUCGCUGACAAGUCCAUCAGCACCUCCAACAUCCAGAACACCCUCAGGCAAUGUUUGGGUGACCCAUGAAGAAAUGGAAAAUCUUGCUGCUCCAGCUAAAACGAAAGAGUCUGAAGAAGGCAGUUGGGCUCAGACCCUGGCUUAUGGUGAUAUGAACCAUGAAUGGAUAGGUAACGAAUGGCUCCCCAGUCUGGGCUUACCUCAGUACCGAAGUUAUUUUAUGGAAUGCCUGGUAGAUGCGAGGAUGUUAGACCACCUGACAAAGAAAGAUCUGCGUGUGCACCUAAAAAUGGUGGAUAGUUUUCAUCGAACAAGCUUGCAAUAUGGAAUCAUGUGUUUAAAGAGGUUGAAUUAUGAUAGAAAAGAACUGGAAAAGCGAAGAGAAAUGAGUCAGCAUGAAAUAAAAGAUGUGCUGGUAUGGAGCAAUGAUCGAGUCAUACGCUGGAUACAAGCCAUUGGCCUCCGAGAAUAUGCAAAUAAUAUUCUAGAAAGUGGUGUACAUGGCUCACUUAUAGCACUGGAUGAAAACUUUGACUACAGCAGUUUAGCUUUAUUAUUACAGAUUCCAACACAAAACACACAGGCACGGCAGAUCCUUGAGAGAGAAUACAACAACCUUUUAGCACUAGGAACUGAAAGACGACUUGAGGAAAGCGAUGACAAGAACUUCAGGCGCGGCCCCUCCUGGCGACGGCAGUUCCCUCCACGCGAGGUUCACGGGAUCAGCAUGAUGCCAGGCGCCUCCGAAACGCUACCAGCCGGGUUCCGGCUCACCACCACAUCAGGGCAGUCGCGGAAAAUGCCCAGUGACGUUGCUUCAUCACGACUGCAGAGGUUAGACAGCUCAACAGUUCGCACAUACUCAUGCUGACAAGGCCUAGCAAAGAAGCCAGCACUGAAUUGUUGUGAGUAUUCUGUAGAGGCCAUCAUGAAAGCUCUUUGUAACUGUACACUACCCCACAUUAUCCAAGCACAAACCAGCAGGGAGCAGAGCACGUAACUAAGGAUUUGCUAGGCUGGUCACUGGGUCAUGACAACAGUCUUAAGCUCAGUCCGAAGGAUGCUACCAACCGUGUUUUGGGGAGAAGGCACAGGGAAUGAACCUACUUCAUGAGAACUUGAAAGAGAUCUGCUAGGAGCUGGAAUGGGGAGCAAUGCUAGCAAAGAAGACGAGAUUUACUUUUUUUUUUUUUAAAUCUAAUUAAAGCUAUGUCUCAAUUUGGAACAUCAGAUAGCUGCAUAAAGUUAGAACAAGACUUACCCAUACAGAAAAUCUUGAAAAUUUAUCUAUUACAGAGGUUCCUGCACUUCUCAAAUCAUUCAGAAUUGACAAAGAAAGGAUAAUCUGAGCUGGAUGCAACUUUGGAUCAGAUUUAGUAUUGGAAUUCAUGUUAAAUUUUUCACCAUAUAUCUUUUGAGUGUGACUAUGAAUAUCACAGAGUCACUGUUCCAGAGUUCUGUGGAAAUACAGUUUUCUAUUUUAUCCCAGCUUUUGGAAAAAAUACACACAUGAUGAGUACUUACAUCAAUAUGGCACCAUUUUAUCCUAGUAUUUUCUCAGUAAAACAGUUUUCAUUUAGUUACCUGAGGAAUUGCAAGGCAGCUGGAAAAAAAAAUUGGAGUAUCACCAAAACCUCAUCAGGCAUCAAACAUGCUUCAAUAGCUGCUGCAUAUUGCAGGCAAGACAAGCAAGUUGUUUUUUUGUUUUGAUUCCCAAGACUGGGAUAGAUUUGGGGCCAUCAAGAUUUUACUAACUCUGUGUUGGUUGAAAAAACGCUUAGGAAUAGCACAUGUUAACAGUGGGAAAAGUAGAUUGUUCAGGAUCCUCCUGAUGACAUGAGCCUUAAUUCAUAGAUCUUCAGACCUUCAAAAGACUGCAAAAGUAUAAAACCUUACCCUCAGUAAAAAAGGGAACUCUUUGAGCCACCUCUGAAAAAAUAAGCCUGGGGAGGUGUGGUUAUUUGUUGGUUUUGCUUUGGUUUGUUUUUUCUGAAAAAGCAAAGCUUAGCAGCUGAUUCUACAAAUAUGAUGAUGAAGUGCAUGAACUGUUGAAUUUUUUUUAUGAGUAUGCAUGUAUAGAUUUAAGCACAGUAUUGUAUCAGUAAGUCAGUGACAGGACUCUCACAGGGUUCGUGGUGACAGAAACUGAAGGCAGAGAUACAAAGCUUUUCUAUGUGCUUCAGAAUGGGAGUUGUAAGCAAUAAAGCAUGACCAAGCUAUGUCUUAGGCCAACAGUAAUGGGCCAGGCACUUGAGGUGAGGCUUGAAGAGAGAGCAGAAAGGCAGAAAUGGAAAACCAAUAUGCUAACAAAAAUUAAUUUUAAAUUAUCCAAACUAUUUAUUCCCACUAUAUUAAAGUAUCUAAAAAAGUAGCAAAGCACAAACAAAAGUAAAGUAGCAGACUUUCCUGACACUAGAAAUAUAUAUAUAUAUGGAAGGCAUGUACUUUGAGCAAAAAGAUGUGCAUAUAAGGUUAUACAAGCUAUACAAGUUAACUUCAAUUUCUAUUGGAGUAUUAGUAGUGUUUCAAGUACAUAAAUAAUUGCUGCUUGUCCACUGUUCUGCCAAUUACAUCCUAAUGUUAAAUGCUUGAGAUAUCUAUAAGGAUAUCAAAUUUGCAUCUACAUUGUAAAGGCUAAAUAUGUAAAUAUGUAAAUAUGGGGUUAACUGACAGUAAUGUACUACUAUUUCUCUUCUCAUUUACCUUUUAGAGAAGGAACAAGAUGAUGUGAGCUAGAUCUUUAGUACAUGCACUUUCUGUAAGGGCAAUUUCAAAAUGUCAUGCAGGUUAGAAACCAAAAAGCAAGUUAAAGUAAUUUUGGA